CGCACGACCCCACACGACUGUCAUUGCUCGCAUGCCCAAGGUCGUUUCUCGGUCUGCAGUCUCCGCUUCGACCGACGCUCAGCCCACAGCCUCUUCAGCUGCCGCCUUACGAGUAUAUUACUGUAUUUGCGGCGAGUUCAUUCUUGUCAUUGAUAAAAGCCUCUCUGCUCUACCACGUCGCAAAACUGACGAUGCAAGUGUCAUACGGGUACAAGGCACCGAUUCAGCGCCAGCGAGGGUCUUUAAAUUGAACGCAGUGGCGGGCGACGCAGUUCUAAUCGAGAGGGAAGGUGGACACGAACGACAGUACCGUCAUCUUUGUCCCCGAUGUACUCUGCCAAUAGGUUAUCAAUCAACACCCCUUCCCGUGAAAUCCGCACCUUUCCUAUACGUCUUUCCAGGUGCUCUCACGCAAAUGCAGGGACAAGUGCCUCAGGAUGCGUUACAACCCCGCAACUCGUAGGAAGGGAGGUAAUGGAAAGCCAUGACACCGAAUAUCUGAUAGAUGGGGAGAUCAGUAACAGAUAAACAGAAAUGGAUAUUGAAGAAGGAAGCGGUGGCUCAGAUACCGUUGUAAAAACAUAACACAUGAGCGAGGUUAUGACACCAGGCUUCGUACAGUGUGAAUAGAGAAUUGUAAUCAUGGCCAAGGGAUAAAGGAAUGGGUAGUGGAAAGAAAGACCAACAUACCUGAGACUGGCAACCUCCAAGACAAGGGCCUUGACAACGUGAGUGAACAAUAAUGGCGAACCAACGCACCCUACAACCUUCAAGACAAGGACUUGAUCAGGGUCUGAACAAAUGGAAGGCCAUCAGCGACUGGAACAUGAUGGAUGAUUAACACAAAACCAGGAAAGGGAUAGUGGAAGUAUGCUCAGAUACCGUUGUAAAAGAGAAUUAAUCAUUUUGAGUAGACGGUUUGGAUCACCAUCCCUCAUGAUCGAAUGUGUAAUCUUCGCAGAAGAAGAGUAACGACAAAACUUACCUCG
Marasmius oreades (fairy-ring Marasmius) is the source of this 989-nucleotide messenger RNA. RefSeq lists its product as uncharacterized. The transcript is spliced from 6 exons. The coding region runs from base 32 to 463 and encodes 143 amino acids. Lineage: Eukaryota; Fungi; Basidiomycota; Agaricomycetes; Agaricales; Marasmiaceae. The record is from RefSeq and is a predicted model, not a curated record.